Messenger RNA from Arachis stenosperma, 4798 nucleotides. RefSeq lists its product as uncharacterized. Gene Ontology annotation, biological process: protein phosphorylation; signal transduction. Bases 278 to 4459 code for a protein of 1393 amino acids. The transcript is spliced from 10 exons. Gene Ontology annotation, cellular component: cytoplasm. Lineage: Eukaryota; Viridiplantae; Streptophyta; Magnoliopsida; Fabales; Fabaceae. The record is from RefSeq and is a predicted model, not a curated record. Gene Ontology annotation, molecular function: protein kinase activity; protein binding; ATP binding.
GGUGUCGAACUUGAUAGAGAAAGAAACAUCACUCCAUACAGAGCUCGGAUAAAAUAAAAUUAAAUAAAAUUAAAAGAAGAAAAAAGAAGCUCUUCCGGAUAGGAAGGGAGAGUAGAAGUUGAUUGCUUACGCUUGUCACGCUCUCCUCUUUCUAUUUCUAUUUCCAUUUCCAUAUUCGGACUAUGCCCUUUUCCUUCUAUUCUCUCUCUCUUUUUCUUUUUUAUUUCAUUUUUAUCUAUUAUCACUCUUACUGCAAAUCUUCAAUUCAUUUUCUGGUAUGGCUUUUGAUCAAAAUUCCGUAACAAAAGAUCUGCGUCCGCUGAAUGUAGCUACGACCUUGGCUAUGGCGGAGGAGCACUUCGUUUCACCGCCGACCACCGCCACAGCCACCACACCUCCCACGCCCAAUUCGGGUCGUGAAAUGGGAAGCCCCGGCACGCCGCAGGUACCUCUUUUCUACUCACCUACAGUCUCUGACGGCGCCACCCUCGUUGGAUUGAGCUACGGGAAUGUGCCCUCCACCGCUGGCACUACGUGGUGCUUACGUCCCGCCAUGUCCAUUGCCCAUCCCAAUGCGAACCCUGCCAUUGGGUUUAAUUAUGGUCAUAGUUGUUGUAAUAGGGUUGCACCUGGCAAUGCUACUUUGAAUUUGGGGAACUGGGUGGGGACUAAUGGCGCAAUGGAUAAGGCUUGUAAUGAUGCUGGUAAUGGUUUUCCUGCCUACGGUGGUCUUAGGAUUAACAGGGUCGUUGCCAACGCCACUGAUCAGGCUACUUAUGGCCAUACUGCUGGCCACCGGGCUGAUCAUGUUGUUGAGGAUGGCGGCGGUAGUGGUGGCGGCGUCGAUGAAUCUGUUUCUGGGAGGAAAGUGAAGUUCUUGUGCAGCUUUGGCGGGAGGAUUUUGCCGAGGCCUAGUGAUGGCAUGUUGAGAUAUGUUGGAGGGAAGACUAGGAUUAUUAGUGUUAGGAGAGAUGUGAGGUUCAAUGAUUUGAUGCAGAAGAUGGUUGAUACUUAUGGGCAGCCUGUGGUUAUAAAGUAUCAGCUCCCUGAGGAGGAGCUUGAUGCACUGGUCUCAGUUUCGUGCCCCGAUGAUGUUGAGCAUAUGAUGGAGGAGUAUGAAAAGUUGAUGGAGAGGUCCCCUGACGGCUCUGCUAAAUUGAGGGUUUUCCUUUUUUCUGCUGCUGAUCUUGAAAUCUCCGGCGGGAUGCACUUUGCAGACUUGCAGGAUAGCGGUCAGAGAUAUGUCGAGGCCGUGAAUGGAAUUGCAGAUGAGAUUAGUAUUGGAAUCACUAGGAAGGAGAGCGUUACAAGUGCAGCCUCAACUCAGAAUUCUGAUUUGAGUGGCUCGGAGACCCUUGAUAGUUUAAUUUCUGGUGAUGUAAGUGCAGUGCCUAAGGGAAAUGUAGCAGCUUCUUCUGACACUCCUUCAAAUUUGAUGGCUUCUGAGGCCAGUGGAGCUUCUGCAGUUUUGAUGGGCAUGUCGGCUGCUAGGACUCCAACCCACGCACCAUAUUUCCAUAAUGAGGUCGACCUUGAGAGGUCUAUACCUGCUACAAUGUCUCAGCAGUCAGUUGGGUUGCAGCAAAGUGGAAUGGAAGUUCCAUAUUCUUCACCUUAUUUACAGCCCUUUUUUGAUUUGCGCCAGGAAGUUAUGAAUUAUGCAGAUUAUGUCCAGAUGCCUCCACAGACAGGGUUUCGAAAUGCUCAGCUUCUAGGGAAGACAGGGCAAGUCUUCACUCAACCACAGUUUCAUGAUAACAAUCCAGGUUCAGCAUCUCAUCAGGUCAUUCCUGGCAUGCAAAUGACAUUUACUCAACAAGGCAUGCCUUCUCAUGUUGGUGUGACGUCAAAUGUCGUCCAACCACAACCUGUGAUGCAACUACAGCAAAAUCGUUCAGAGCAGUAUAAUGAUGAAAAUACAUCAGGGAUGAGAAUUUUCCAGCUUCCCACUGAGCAAGGUUACAACACUUACCAGGUUCCAAUGAAUCGAGUCCCUUCUGUCAUCGUUGGAGGUAAUUAUGGCUGGGUUCAGGUUCCUUCACAAGAUCAAGUUGUUUACUCUGAUGGGUUAUUACCCCAACAACAGGUAAUGGUCCCUGAGAAAAGCCAAAGAGUGGAGGACUGUUCAUUAUGCCAAACAAAACUGCCUCAUGCACAUUCCGAUUCAGUGGUUCAAGAUCAACAUAUUAAUGGUGCAGGAUCAAUUCCUGAUUCAGUCCCAGCUUAUCAUAGUCUCCCCACGGAGGACAACUCAAGAGCUCAAGCUACAAACAAUGUUAUGUCAAGGGAAGGUAUUGCUGAACAAGUGUCCCAGGCCAAACCACAGGUUAUUAGAAAACCGGAGUCCCCAGAUGGACUAACUUGUACUGAAAAAACUGCACCUCCUCAAAAUCUUGAGCCACAACCUGAGGGAGUUAGAAUUUUUACGCAAAAGCUAGAUGGUUCUGAUUAUCCUAGAAAUUCAACUAUGUACGAAACAAUUGGAAGGACAGGGGGGAAACAAUGUCCAACACUGUCUCCAAUUGAUGGGCUCAUGGGAAGUUCACCACUAUCUUAUAUUGAUGAUGUUGCCCACCGGCAUAUGUCUCCAGUUGAAAACUCGAGUAAACAGGAUGUGUUUGUGAAUAAAACUGGCCAUAACAAUAUUUCUAGAGUUGAUGGGAAUGGGACAGCUACACAAACUUCAGAAUGCAUGGCCCAAGGAUCUCCAAAAGAAUAUACUACUGAGCUUUCUGGUGUUGUACCAAAGUCAGAGUUGGUGGAUAAGAUUACACAGGACCAUCUGAAACCUAUUGAUGGAAGGAUGGACACCCUCAACGUACGCAUUCCUGAAGUUCAUGUGAGUAAUGAUCGCUGCUUUCAGCCGGUUGAUAAAUCUAGCGGGGUUGCUAGGGUUCCUAGUAUGCUGCCUUCUUCUAGAGAAAUUUUGUAUGCCCAUAAUUCUAGGCCAGGGGAAUACAAUGAGGUUGCACAACACCCUGUUUGGGGCAUUCCUGGUUUGAAUCAUCAGUCACAAGUAGCAAACCACCACAAGGAUGAAACAACUUCAUCAAUAUCACAAUCUGUAAGGUUUGGAGAUAUUCAGGAUUCGACAAACUCACUUUUCAGCAAUCAAGAUCCUUGGAAUAUACAGCAUGGUACCUUCUUUCCAAUUGCUAGACCUAACAAAGCUGUUUUGAAGAAAGAAACCUAUUCUCAUGGGCAUGACUUUGGUGAGUUUCCAGGCAACUCUGGCGAACAAAAUUUAGGAGCACAAUUUGAUGAUGGCCUCUACCAGUCUUUGAAACAGCAUUUACCUUUAGAACAUGUUCGAUCUGCCAAAGGUUCAGCAGAAGAUCAACAACUACAGGCUGUUGCUGAAGAUGUAGCAGCUUCUGUUCUGCACUCAAGAAUUCCUUCAAAUCCUGACUUGCAUGCAAGAGACAAUAUGUACCUUGAAAACACAGAGGAUGGUGAAGAUAAAAACAAUCUGAUAGAUGUUUCUGAAACUCAGAGCAUCAAGAGCAAGCAACCAGAAACGACAAAUUUUGGCUUUCCAGCAUCAGAUGUUGGAGGAUUGCAGGUAAUAAAGAACUGUGACCUUGAAGAGCUUACAGAAUUAGGAUCUGGUACAUUUGGGACUGUGUAUCAUGGAAAAUGGAGAGGCACUGAUGUUGCAAUCAAGCGGAUUACUGAUAGGUGCUUUGCAGGAAAGCCUUCAGAGCAAGAGCGAAUGAGAGCUGACUUCUGGAAUGAGGCAAUCAAGCUUGCUGAUUUGCACCACCCAAAUGUGGUGGCAUUCUAUGGUGUUGUCCUUGAUGGCCCAGGAGGUUCUGUGGCAACAGUAACUGAAUAUAUGGUUAAUGGUUCUCUAAGAACUGCCUUGCUGAAGAAUGGGAGGAACCUUGACAAGCGCAAGCGACUCUUGAUUGCAAUGGAUGUGGCCUUUGGUAUGGAGUACCUGCAUGGAAAAAACAUAGUUCACUUUGACUUGAAAAGUGAUAACUUGCUUGUGAAUCUCCGAGAUCCCCACCGCCCAAUAUGCAAGGUUGGUGACUUGGGUCUUUCCAAAGUGAAGCGUCAGACACUGAUCUCUGGUGGUGUGAGAGGAACUCUACCUUGGAUGGCUCCAGAGCUGCUGAAUGGGAGCAGUAGCCUUGUUUCGGAGAAGGUUGAUGUUUUCUCAUUUGGUAUUGUCAUGUGGGAACUCUUGACUGGAGAAGAGCCAUACGCUGAUUUGCAUUAUGGUGCCAUUAUAGGUGGUAUUGUGAGCAACACUUUGCGCCCUCCAGUUCCGGAAUCUUGCGAUUCAAAAUGGAGGUUGCUGAUGGAGACUUGCUGGUCCUCAGAACCAUCGGAGAGACCUAGCUUCACUGAGAUUGCCAAUGAAUUGCGAUCCAUGGCAACCAAGAUCACUGCCAAAGGUCAAGCCCAACAGCAGCAGCCACCCUCUUCCUUGCAGAGCCAAGUGCAGAAAUGACUAAUUCUCGAUUUCUCUGGUUUGUGUUCCAUCCAAUUAUUUAACUCUGUCAACGCAUCGUGUGCAAUACUUAUUGAUAGGGAAGGUUUUGUUGGUUCAAGGAGUUGAUACACCAAGGCUGUUAGGGGCUAUCAGGCAUUUAGCUAUAUUGCACUUUUAUCUUACUACAUGAUACAACUCUUUAAGGGGAACAAUAUAGAAUUAUUCAUUUCUAUUUUGAAAAAGAAAAAUAUAUGUUCACACUUUGAUAGUGCUUGUAAAUACGGAUACUGUAAAGACUUGAACAUUUUUAAACCAUCGGUAUUAUUUCUUUUAAUUAAUUACUACUCCUUUUAAUAA